GAGUGUUUGUGUGUUAGUCGGCGUUGUUCGAUUUCAUUGUCAUUGGUCAUCUCGUCAAUCAAUAGUGUCUUGAGAAACAAUAAAUUUGUAAACGAUUUUUUUUUCAUAUCCAUAACAGAUAAGUUCAAACGCCAAAAUGGUUGAAAACAAUGGCAUCGAAUUAACAGAAGAUGAGGCCGAAUUAUACGAUCGUCAAAUAAGACUUUGGGGUUUGGAUUCGCAGAAACGAAUACGGGCAGCACGCAUCUUAAUUUGUGGCUUGAACGGAUUGGGCGCUGAAGUUGCGAAGAAUAUAAUUCUUUCCGGUGUAAAGUCGGUGACAUUGUUGGAUGAUAAGCCAGUAUCAGAAAUCGACUUUUGUUCACAGUUUCUGGUUCCGCAUGAAAGUGUUGGACUGAAUCGUGCAGAAGCUUCUUUGUUCCGUGCUCAGGCCUUAAAUCCAAUGGUCGAAAUUGUUGUGGACAAAGAAAAUGUCAGCGAAAAACCAGACGAAUAUUUCCACCGAUUCGACGUUGUCAUUUUGAUUGAAACGCCAACACCAAUUUUGAUCCGUGUCGACAACAUUUGUCGCCUGAAAGGCAUCAAAUUUUUCGCUGGCGAUGUCUGGGGCAUGAAUGGGUACACAUUCACCGAUCUACAGGAACAUGAAUUUUCAGAAGAAAUCACCAAGCACAAAAUUAUUUCAGAUGGAGCUGAAAAACCGAAAAGAGAAACCGUUAAGUCAAAUGUUAUGCGAACACUCGCGUUCCCACCACUACAGGAUGUAGUUGAUUUUGAUUACACUGCUCCAUUCUUCGCUCGUAAAUUGAAGCGUAAUGGGUCAUCUUAUGUCAUCACUAAGAUUUUGCAACGAUUCCGUGACACCGAACAGCGUGAUCCUCAGCCAAGCACUCGAAAUGAUGAUCUGCACAAAUUACUUGCUAUUCGUGAUGAAAUUGCCAAGGGACUAGUACCAGACACAGCAUUCGUUCACGUUUUUGCCCAGGUUUCGCCGGUUGCAGCCAUUGUGGGCGGUGAGCUAUCGCAAGAGGUGAUUAAGGCCGUUUCGCAAAAGGAAGCACCACAUUUGAAUGUCUUUCUCUUCGAUCCAGUAAAAUGCUGCGGAUUCGUUGAACCAAUUGCUGUCUAAAUGAGAUCCAUUUAAUCAUUCAUACGACCAAAACAGAAAACAACCGAGCAAAAAUAAACCAUGUAUGUUUUGUGGAUCAAAAAUUGUCCUCAAAAGCAUUAAAAUAUCAUGAUUUAAUCGAAUAAAUUCUUUUCAUAUUCAACAAA
This is a messenger RNA of Sitodiplosis mosellana (orange wheat blossom midge), 1275 nucleotides long. It is a transcript of the gene Aos1, whose product is annotated as SUMO-activating enzyme subunit 1. The transcript has 2 exons. Gene Ontology annotation, cellular component: SUMO activating enzyme complex; cytoplasm. NCBI's taxonomy places the organism in Eukaryota, Metazoa, Arthropoda, Insecta, Diptera, Cecidomyiidae. Gene Ontology annotation, biological process: protein sumoylation. Gene Ontology annotation, molecular function: SUMO activating enzyme activity. The coding region runs from base 137 to 1129 and encodes 330 amino acids. The record is from RefSeq and is a predicted model, not a curated record.